Messenger RNA from Pipistrellus nathusii (Nathusius's pipistrelle), 831 nucleotides. The record is from the annotation of a GenBank genome assembly. NCBI's taxonomy places the organism in Eukaryota, Metazoa, Chordata, Mammalia, Chiroptera, Vespertilionidae.
AUGGAAACGACCGCCGGGGGCCCUGGAUCUUGGAGUGAAAAUAUACUGCAGUAUUUUCUGAGAAAUAACCAGAUCAAAACAGAAGAUGGUGCCCAGAUCAUCUGGUAUCAUGCUGCUAACCAUAAGGCACAAAUGAAUGAGGCACUGAAAAGUGCUGCCCACAUGAUAGAGGCUGAUGUCCUCCUUCCAAGUGAGGGAUCAGACCAGAGCCAACCGAUCAUGGCCCAUCCUCCUGAAACAAGUAGUGAUAAUACUCUCCAGGAAUGGCUGACUGAAGUUACGAAAAGCAAUAAAGGCAUCAAGCUGGAUUUUAAGAGUCUGGCAGCUGUAGAGCCAGCCAUGAUGCUCUUGGAAAAUGUGAAGAAGCAUCUGAAGCGUCCUGUGUGGAUUAACGCUGAUAUUCUUCCCGGUCCAAAUGGAAACAGCAGAGUAGUGGAUGCAAAGCCUUUUAUAGACACUGUGACUUCCUUCUUUCCAGAUGUGACAUUUUCCCUGGGUUGGACAACAGGAUGGCAUCCUGAGAAAGUUAAUGAAGGUUAUAGUUGGACAAUGGUGAAAGAGAUGGAAUGCAUAUGCAAUGAACUAAGUCAGCCUGUAACUUUUCCUGUCAGAGCAGCAUUAGUCAGGCAGUCUUGUUCUCAGUUUCUCUGGCUGUUAAAGAAAUCAAACAGGUACAGCCUGACUAUUUGGACUGGAAAAAAUGAUAACUAUUCCAUUGAAGAUUUACUUUAUAUUAGAGACUAUUUUGACAAAAAACAAGUUUUCUAUGAUAUCUUGGAACCACAAAAUCAUGAAUUUAAACAAGCCAUUGGAAUCAAAGUUAAUCUCUAA